AAAAGCUGGCGUCCACAAGAAGCUGAACAAGUCAUAAAUAAGUCAAAUCCAAUCCACAAAUCCCCAAUCGCAGAAACCCUAAAACACCCAAAGAGGAGAAAGAAAACCUCUGAUUUUCAAUGGCACCUAAGAAAAGGCCAAAUAUGGAGCAGCCCACGACCCGUGUAACUCGAAAGUCAACUCGCAGUGUCAACCCCAAGCCCAACUACGCUGACCCAGAACCACCCAAGCCAAAACGGGCCAAAAAGUCCACCCCGAAAUCCGAGCCCAAACCCGAAGUCAAGGCUGCUGUUGACUCUGCUUCAAAGGGUGUUGUGAUUGAGCACUGUACACAGUGCAACCAGUUCAAGAUCAGGGCUGUGAAGGUGAAAGAAGGGUUGGAAAAUGGAGUACCCGGUUUGGAAGUUCGGGUCAACCCGGAAAAGCCGAGAAGGGGUUGCUUUGAAAUAAGGGAGGUUGGUGAAAAUGGGGAGAAAUUUGUUAGCCUUUUGGAUAUGAAGAGGCCAUUUGGCCCAAUGAAGGCAUUGGACAUGGACAAGGUCAUUUCUGAUAUUAUUGAAAAAAUCAAAUGAUUAAAAAAAAAUUCAAAUGAUCAUUUUCUUUUUGGGGAUUUAGGGUUUGUUAUGAUCAUUUUGAGCAGGUUUUUGGGGAUUUAGGGUUGUUAUGAUCUUGUAUUAGGGGUUUUUGGAUUAAGGGUGCAGUUUUGUGUUUUGUUUACGCUAAGUGCUUGAUAUUUUUCUUUAAUCUAUUGUAGCCCCUUAGAUUUUGGAAAAACGGGAAAAAGAAUAGGCA
Nicotiana attenuata is the source of this 792-nucleotide messenger RNA. RefSeq names its product selenoprotein H. The record is from RefSeq and is a predicted model, not a curated record. The transcript has a single exon. Gene Ontology annotation, cellular component: Golgi apparatus. NCBI's taxonomy places the organism in Eukaryota, Viridiplantae, Streptophyta, Magnoliopsida, Solanales, Solanaceae. The coding region runs from base 120 to 572 and encodes 150 amino acids.